AAAAAUAGAAAAUGCUGGAGCAGUCCUUCCCUUCCCCCACUCUGUAGUCACUAGUCCAAGCUAGUAAAUGUUACUGAAUGGAUUUCAGUGUUGUAGCCAUUCUACAGUGAGUAAGUACAGCAAGAUCCUUUGUGAAAAAGCGAAAGGAGGAAAAAAAGGUAGUAGAAAUCAUUUGUGGAUGUUCAUCAGACCAGAGUACCUGCACCAAUGACAGACAGGCUUUCCUCGAGAAACAAAUCAUGACAACAAGCACUGCUGUUCAGAGGAGCCAGAAUCUCCCCAAAAGACGCCUAGAAAGAGUAGGGGAGUGUCCUGCAAAACGGAAAGCUGGCUGGGGUAUUCUGACCAGCCAAGGGUCUUGGGCAGAUCGCUCACCUCUGCAUGAGGCAGCCAGUCAAGGACGUCUUCUUUCUCUGAAGACUUUAUUGUCACAGGGGUACAAUGUAGACACACUAACAAUUGACCAGGUAACCCCACUCCAUGAAGCCUGCCUGGGAGAUCAUGUAGGAUGUGCAAGAAUCCUCCUCGAAUCAGGAGCAAAUGUAAAUGCUACAACAAUUGAUGGAGUGACACCUUUAUUUAAUGCCUGUUCAAGAGGCAGUGCAGCAUGCACUGAGCUCCUGUUACAGUAUGGUGCCAAAGCUCAGUGGGAGUCCUGUCUGCCAUCACCAACACAUGAAGCAGCCAGCAAAGGUCACAGUGAAUGCCUGGAGGUUCUGAUAUCCUGGGGUAUAGAUGUUGACCAGGAUCUUCCUCAUUUAGGAACACCUCUGUAUGUAGCUUGUGCUUCACAGCAGAUCCACUGUAUUCGAAAGCUUCUUUAUGCAGGUGCCAACGUGCAGAAAGGAAAGCAUUUGCAAACUCCACUCCAUGCUGCUGCCCAGCAUUCUAGUACAGAGAUUGUAAAUUUACUCCUUGAAUUUGGAGCAGACAUAAAUGCCAAAAAUUCAGAUGUUAAGAGGCCUGUUGAUUUAGCUGCCCAAAGCAGUUUAGUAGAGGGACUGCUACUCUUCCAUGAAACCAGACCAUCUUCUCUUUGUCAGCUCUGCCGACUAUGUAUCCGAAAUUACUUAGGAAGAGCUAGACUGCAUCUUGUUCCACAGCUCCAGUUGCCAACAAUGCUUAAAAAUUUCUUGCAGUACAGAUAAUAUAGUAACUAAUGGUUAGAAAUUGAAAUGCAGCAAGUACAUUUUCUUCUCUCUGUUUAUUGUACGUUUUAUCUAAAGAACUGCUGGGCGGAAAAGAAAAGCCUUUUGCAUAUUGCUUUAAAAAACUGUAUCUUGGACACCUGGUGUUGGUAAUGUAAUAGUAAUUGGGAGCCAACUCCCAGUUCAGCAACUAGUGCAAAGGUACUAAUCCAGCUGAAUUGAAUAAGUGUGCUGAUACUCUGGGACAUGAUUGUAUAAAUUUAUCUUAACCCUCAAUAGCUUUAGUGCUGUUAACUUUAAUUAUGUUUGUUUUUAAAAUCUGUUUGACACACCUGAACCACAAAGAGUUUCUUCAUUAUUAUUUGUUAAGUUUGUCCAUUUGGAGUCAAUAUUUUAUGUAUUUUUAAAUUUCUCUUGUUUGUGUACCUAAAAAUACUUGGUGAUGGGUGCACUGUAUGCAAUGAGGGUGCACUAUAUAUAUAUUGAUAAAAAUAAAACAAUUAGGUGUCAA
Messenger RNA from Oenanthe melanoleuca, 1659 nucleotides. RefSeq names its product ankyrin repeat and SOCS box containing 5 (gene ASB5). NCBI's taxonomy places the organism in Eukaryota, Metazoa, Chordata, Aves, Passeriformes, Muscicapidae. Gene Ontology annotation, biological process: protein ubiquitination; positive regulation of protein catabolic process; intracellular signal transduction. The transcript is spliced from 7 exons. Gene Ontology annotation, molecular function: protein binding. Bases 240 to 1148 code for a protein of 302 amino acids. The record is from RefSeq and is a predicted model, not a curated record.